This is a messenger RNA of Theileria orientalis strain Shintoku, 1734 nucleotides long. RefSeq lists its product as hypothetical. The record is from RefSeq and is a predicted model, not a curated record. Bases 1 to 1734 code for a protein of 577 amino acids. NCBI's taxonomy places the organism in Eukaryota, Apicomplexa, Aconoidasida, Piroplasmida, Theileriidae. The transcript has 3 exons.
AUGGAUGGAGAGGAUGGAGAAUUGAAGGUCACAAAUCACCCUGAAAAAAUAGGAUUCACCCACGAUGAUGGGAGCAGGGCGAAGAGCUCAGAAGCAACGUCGCAUUUUGAUCCGAAGCUGAGUUCGAGAGAAAUGAGAAAAAUAAAAUACUACGAAGACAUGUUUGCAAAAAUGGCAAAUGAAAAUAAAGGGAUGACGUCGGAAACAACGAACACACAGUACACAGCAACGCCACUACAGAAGCCAAAAAGUAAAGUGUCGGAGAGAAGAAGGAACGCGGAUCAGAAGAUGGAAGAAGGACAGGCCAACAUAGGAGGAUAUAGACCAGACAGCGUAGAUUCGACGUACGGACCGACGACGACGAAGAGCUCAAGAAGGUCGGUGUACAAGAAGCCUGCGCAGGCGACAGAUACGGACUAUACAGGAUCGAAGUACAUCAACGAAGCAUCAUCGAGCGAAUACCAAUACACGGAUGGGAAGACGCUGCUGGACAACAAGAGACUUAUAAGAGUGCAAUCGAUGCCAAUGGUGACGAAGAAGACGAAAACGACGUCAUACACAGACGAAAAACAGCACGAAGAGGCAAGGUCGGCAUCAGCAAGAAGGCCGAAAGUGUCGAGAUGGGACGUUAAAUCUAGUUUCGCAGUUCCAAAGACAAACAGAAGCCCACAAGUGGAGCCGAUAGCACAGGAGAAGCCAGCCGUAGUAGACCAUAAAGAGGAAGAAGAGCAGGACGAUACCUUCUCAGAGGGAUUUGGAGACAUGCUAAUAGAUGAGAAGGAAGAACAAUCGACAGCAGAAACAGUAGAACACACACGAGAAAGAACAGGAGAAUACACAGAAACAGAUCAGACGGAAGCGUACCUGGAGAACGACGCGAGAGAUCUGCCACUAGACGUAGACGAUUUCCUGAACGAGGACCUCAAGGAAGACGGAGACCUGCAGGAAGAAGAAAAGGAAGUGAUAGAGGAAGGAGAGCCUGGAGAAGAAAAGGAGGAGGACGUGGAAGAUCAAUUGGAAGACCCGUAUAUGAUGGAGCAAGAGCAAGCGCAAGCGCAACCGAAGAAAAAGUCUAACAGAGGAAGGAAGGCAAAGAAGAAGCAGGAAGCAUACGCAGUGGACGCGGAGCAGGAGGGAAGAGUGGGUUUCGCCGAGGACCUGACGCCGCUGAGCGCGCAGCCUGAGUACAUGGAGGAGCUGAAGCAACCGGGGAGGAGAUCGAAGUCCCAAAGGUCGCGAAAGAAAAAGCAAGACAUUUAUGAUGAGAAAGCCUUUAAUAAAACAAAACCAGCCGCAAAAGGCUCUAAAUCGAUAGCAAGGAAUCACUCAGGAAGUUCAGAAAAAACGGAAAAGGCAGCAGUAUCAAUAAAUAAACGUGAAUUUGUCGGUAAGUGUAAAAUAAAUUUGAGUAAAUAUGUAGAUGUGGUGGAAGAGAAGUUUAUAAGCACAGAAAACCUGAGGAUGAUCACGAUGGAGGAAGCAGAAAGAAUGUUGAACAUAUGCACUAAGAAAAACACGGACUACGAGGACGCGAAGAAGUUUAUAGACAACCUGAUGAUUAGUAAAAUUGAGCACGAGAAGAGGCUGGAGGAGAGAAACCCGUUCCUGCUUGACCCAUCGAACAUAGUGGCGCCGACGCCAGUCUACGACAGGCCGAAGCCAGAACCAGUUCCAGAAAACCCGCUGCAAAUAUCCUUCAAGUAUCGGCUUUUCCAAACUUUGAGUAAAGUUUAA